Ananas comosus (pineapple) is the source of this 3919-nucleotide messenger RNA. RefSeq names its product SNF2 domain-containing protein CLASSY 3-like. NCBI's taxonomy places the organism in Eukaryota, Viridiplantae, Streptophyta, Magnoliopsida, Poales, Bromeliaceae. The record is from RefSeq and is a predicted model, not a curated record. Gene Ontology annotation, molecular function: ATP-dependent chromatin remodeler activity; ATP binding. The transcript is spliced from 4 exons. Gene Ontology annotation, biological process: gene silencing by siRNA-directed DNA methylation. The coding region runs from base 95 to 3292 and encodes 1065 amino acids.
GCUUAUCAUCCUCGAUGAGGAUGAUGAGGACGAGGAGCAAGGGAGGGGAAAUUGCGAGGAAGAUGAUUCUCCGAUCGGAGAUUUGGGAUCUAAGAUGUCUCAGAAUCAUAGUGAUGCUAAUGAGGGUAUGAAGGAGGUGGAGGUUAUUGAUGUUCUCGAUCAUGAAGAAGAAGAAAACGAGAGGAGAGCAGGGGAUCUAGAAAAGGAAAUGCCGGACGAGGAUGUUGAUGUUGAUGAUGAUGAUAAUGAUGCCGAUGACGAAGAUGACAAAGAUUGCGACGACAAUAACAAUGUCGAUUGUGCUGGUGAUGAUGUUGGCUGUGGUGGUAACAGCAGUGGUGGAAAUGACCAAGGGAAGGUUGGAGGAGCAAAGAGAGUGUUGGUGGCUUCCUGCGUUGCAAGCAGAACUCGGUCUCGUAUCGGAAAACAGAAAAGGUUCUCCUACACUUCUUAUUUUAAAGAUGUCUCUGAUGAUUCAGGGGAGGAAGGAGAUGAGGAGGAGGAAGAAGAAGAAGAGGAGGAGGAGGAGGAGAAAGAGGAUGUUAAUGGUGAGCCCGAUCAUGGAACUAAUGGUGAGAGUUCUUCAGUUUUCAUCAAGAAGAAGGUCCCAAGAAGCAGUGCGAAAAAUAAUGGGGAAGCUCCUCCGAGUAUCAGUGUUGCACAACGAACACGAUCCCAUUUCAGCUUGGAGCAGCCCAAGAAGAAACAGAGGCUUGGGACAAUGUCCAACCCCUUCUGCUCGGAUGUGAAUGAUUUCGUCUUGGAGUCUGAGAUGGGCUUGCUUUCAUCCAACGAGGACGAUGAAAAGGGAAGAACGAAAGGUAACGCAGUGAAUGACAACAAAAAAGAGGGAGAAGUGAGACAGGACACUGCAAAAACAUGGAAAUCUAAUAAGAGAAAGUGUGUUGAGAUGCUAAAGGGGCAAUCCCUUUUUGAGCUUCUUGCCGAUACUAUUUGCAGUGACAAGAAGGAGCCUCUAGAAGAUUCAGUUCCUCCUGAUAAUGAUUCUUCUCUUUUCAAACAGAACUUUUGUGAUGAACAGUGGUCCCCUCUGGUAUUUUCUUUUGGAGAUGAAGAUGCUGUACAAGUUGGGAAGUCGGAAGAAGAGAAAAUGUUGGAUGAAUUAUGGGCUGACUUUGAAUUUGCUAUGGAGUCGACGAAUAUUGGAACUUAUCAUACAGCUGAGAAUCAAGAAGAGAAGAUCAAUGUACCAGAAGCUGCUUCUGAUCCGCAAUCUCUUUGUUCUCAAGGGAAGCACCACUUUAUCCUUAAUGAACAAAUUGGAAUCACAUGCAAAUUUUGCUCCUUCGUAAAUUUGGAAAUUAGAUAUAUUAUGCCUUCUUUGGAAAAACAUUUCGGAGAAAAUUCAACCCGGAGAAGUUGCACUGGCGUGGAGAACUCCUCAAUAUAUGAUGAUCUUUUAAAAGCUGAGAACAAAGAUGAGCAAGGUUUCUGUGGUCAUAUAAAAGGAACUGUAUGGAACCUCAUUCCUGGGAUUAUUAACACUAUGUACAAUCAUCAGAGAGAAGCAUUUGAGUUUAUGUGGACUAAUCUUGCCGGAGGGAUUAACCUAAAUGAGCUAACAAAAGGAGCUAGACCUGAUGUUAUUGGAGGUUGCGUUAUUUCUCAUGCACCUGGAACAGGAAAGACCCGGCUCACCAUAGUCUUUAUCCAAACAUAUAUGAAGGUUUUCUCUGAAUGCCGGCCGAUGAUUAUUGCCCCGAGUGGGAUGCUACUUGCAUGGGAAAAAGAAUUCCGAAAAUGGAAUGUUGGUAUUCCAUUUCAUAUAUUGAAUUCUGUGGAAUAUUCAGGCAAUGAAGAUAAAUCUAUGCUUAAGUUGGUAUGCAAAGAACCUCGGAGUGAGAAGCUGACACGACUAGUGAAGUUGUAUUCAUGGGAUAGAGGAAAUGGCAUACUAGGAAUAAGUUAUGGCCUAUUCAAGAAGCUGACUGGAGAAACGUCUAAGAGUUCUUUGGACAUGAAAAUAAGAGGCAUUCUUCUUGAGAAGCCCGGUUUACUUGUUUUAGAUGAGGGGCAUACACCUAGGAAUGAGCGGAGUCUAAUUUGGAAGGCGCUGGGGAAAGUCAAGACCGAAAAGCGAAUUAUCCUAUCAGGAACUCCUUUUCAAAAUAAUUUUUUGGAGCUUUACAAUAUUUUAUGCCUUGUUAGACCUAAAUUUGCUGAAAAGAUUUCAAAUAGAACUCCGAAAGUGUCUCGAAGGAAAUCAGAUUUUGCCUUAGAGAAGAGAGACAUCUUUCCAGGAAAAUAUGAAGGGAAAGGGGUUUGGACUUCUCUAACUAGUCAUGUCACUGAUGAUAAUGCAGAAGAGGUUAGAUCAAUACUAAAGCCUUUUGUCCACAUCCAUAAUGGCAACAUCCUCCAAAGUCUCCCUGGUUUAAGAGAAUGCCUAAUCGUGCUAAAUCCCUUCUCUCAGCAAAAGAAAAUUAUUGAGAAGAUUGAGAAAAUCGGGCUUGCUCACAAUUUUGAAUAUGAAUAUAAUAUAUCCUUGGUGUCAAUUCAUCCUUCUCUUGCAACUCAUAUUAACAUGCCUGAAGAGGAUGCUUUAGUUAUCGACAAGAAUUUACUAGAGGAUUUACGUUCGAAUCCCUGUGAAGGAGUGAAGACAAAAUUCGUAGUGGAACUUGUUCGUCUUUGCGAGGCGCUAAAAGAAAAGGUUUUGAUUUUUAGUCAGUAUAUACAGCCGUUAUCAUUGAUAAAAGAACAGCUUAUGAAGUUAUUCAACUGGAGUGAAGGUAAGGAGAUAAUUCAGAUGGAUGGGAAGAUUCUUCCUCGAAAUCGUCAGGCCUCAAUUGAAAUUUUCAAUGAUAUAGAAAGUGAGGCUAGAGUUUUACUUGCAUCAACAAGAGCUUGUUGUGAAGGGAUAAGCCUUACAGGGGCUUCGAGGGUUGUACUUUUAGAUGUUGUAUGGAACCCUGCAGUUGGUAGACAAGCAAUUAGUCGAGCAUACAGAAUAGGGCAGGAGAAGUUUGUUUAUACAUAUAAUUUAAUCACGUCUGGAACUGGUGAAAGAGAGAAAUAUGAAAGGCAAGCCAAAAAGGAUCACUUAUCCAGGUUAUUAUUUUCUCCGGAAAUCGAUCUUCACAAUGUAAGGAACAGUCUAUCACAAUCAGAAAAGGAGCACUCUGAUAAAUUAGUAUCAGAAGAUAAGAUUUUGGAAGAGAUGACUUCUCAUGACAAACUCAAAGACAUGUUCAUAGAGAUUUACUACCCCCCAACGGAGUCGAAUAUAGCGUGUACUUAUAGCCAGAUUGCUCCUGAAUUUAGUAGAUAACGUCCAUCUACAAUUGAAAGUUUUGACUCCAUUCUUGGCACUGGGGAGUGCGUGGCCCAAGAACGGGAGAACAUUCAUUUUGUACACUUCAUUACAUUCCUAACCACACCAACAUACAAACACAUUAUAUCAUCAGUACGAUUUCCAUUCCUUCAAAAUUGAACUGUUUUGUAUAUUUUCUCAGAAACGCACAGGAAAAUGAGUAAUGAAAGAAGGGAUAUAACAUUCAUGGGGUCAGAAUCAGCUUAAUGUAGCACUUGUAUUUAUCCUUCGUUUCUCCCAAUCAUUCCUGUUACAAAUAUCCGAAUUCAGCUACAAAUCUAUGCAAUUGCAGAUCUGCUACUGGUAAGCGAAUUGGAUGUUUACUUUCUAUGCAAUUCGAUGCAUCAUGAAGGUGAUUACUGAACUAAUACACUUGUCAUUGGAAUGAUACUCCAUAGAUCAUAUGUUAGAGCUGGUAACUAGUGGAACUUUUUGAUGGACAGUACUUGUGCAGUAGUAUGGUAUAUUAACUGUAAAUUUAUGUUCUAAUCGUUAAACAAAGAGAGAGGGAUUGAGCCCUUUCCUGCAUUGGUGGCUGUUCAAACUUUACUGGAAUAAAAUACCCACUCUGAAAGGUAAGUUUUU